This is a messenger RNA of Paralichthys olivaceus (Japanese flounder), 2267 nucleotides long. The record is from RefSeq and is a predicted model, not a curated record. Lineage: Eukaryota; Metazoa; Chordata; Actinopteri; Pleuronectiformes; Paralichthyidae.
GCGUCCUUCCCGCUGCCUCGCUGCUGAUGUGAUGACCUGAUUAUGAUGGAGAUGGCGGCAGUGAUGAAGACGCUCUGUGUCCUACCGUUUAUCUCAGAGCAGAAGAAGAAAAGAUCCAUUGUUUGUUUCUCCAACACAAACAAACAAACAAACAAAGAGCUGCUGUGUGACAAAGAACAAAGACGAGUCUGAGACACGACCGACCAAGUGUAACCCGUCAUGGAUCUAGAUGUCAUCGAGGGGCUGAAUGAGAUUCGUCCAUCAAUUUAUCGAGUCGCCAUGAAGCUCAUGUCUCUGCAGAGACUCUGUCACAUGCACGUCGUGUACGUGCGACACGUCAUGGCAGCGUUCAGCUCGCUGGAUGGGAAGGGACAACAGGAAGUGAGGCUGAGCAGACAGGAAGUGACCUGGGCUCUCAACAGGAUGUUUGACAAUGCAUCACAGGAAGUGUCACAGGAAGUGUCAGGUCAUGUUACAGAGGAGAUGUGUAACGUGAUGCUGCGUCUGUUUGACGUGUCUGAGGCUCAGGCUGCAUCGGUGUCCGCAGCUUCUCUUCAGGCGGCACUCUUUGCUUUGUCCGCUGACACUCUGCUCGCCAAGUACAGAGCUCUGGUGAGACUCUGUGAAAACCCAUCAGGAUCCGUCAGCAGAUCUGGACUCAGGUCGUUACUCCACGACCUCCGUCAGGUUCCAGCCGCUGUGCAGGAGGAGGUGGUUUUUGGCGGUGUGGAGGCAGCAGUGAGGUCGUGUUUUAAUGCGGUGUUGACUCCGACAGCGAGCACAGAACAUGUGAUGUCAUGGCUGCAGAACGAGCCCCACCUGUUGCUAUGGUUACCCACCCUGUACCGGCUGUGUGUCAGUCAGGACGUCAGUCACAUGGUCCGCUGCCACACCUGCAAGACGUUCCCCAUCACCGGACUCAGGUAUCGAUGUUUGAAGUGUGUGAACGUCCACGUGUGUCAGAGCUGCUUCCUGAGCCAGAGACAGACACGCAAACACAAACCACCACAUCCUGUCCUCGAGUUCUGCACACAGCCGACCUGGCGGGAAUCUCUGUCCUCGUUAGUGCACAAAGCUCGUCACACUCUGUUGCCACGUCGAUACACUCAGAGAGAAGCUGAUAGGGGGGUCCUGAUGUGGGCGGAGCCAGGAGAGACUAAGAACAGAGCUGCACCCCCUUCCGACGCUUCAUCAUCAUUGGAUGGGUCAGCUGUCCAUCACAGUUCCUGUUCGUCUAAAGCUCUGCAGACUGACGAGACUCUGACGACUGACGUCACAAACCUGCAGCGAGACAAGUGGCUGCUGGAGCAGGAGAUGCAGGCGUGGAGACUCACCGUCCAAUCAGAACACAGCCUCCUGGAGGACAGGUGCUCAGAGAUGGAGGUUACCAUGGAAACACUGAGGCAACAGAAUGUCAGUCUGCAGGUUCUGCUCGCUCAGGCUUCGAACAAGAUGGAGGCUGAACAACACGCUAGUGCUAAUACAGACAACAAGGGGAGAGGGGACAUCACCACUGACACAGAGAUAAACUCAGAGGAGGAACAAGUGAUGAAUGAGUGGAGUGAAGACGAAAGUCAAACUCCAUCUCCCACAAUCCACCGGGGGGUGUCUCCAGCACAUGAAGACCACUGUGAGGAGGGGUCUUUAAGUGACAGGCAUCUCUGUCGUCCAGUAGAACAAGAGGAAGGAGACACCUGUCUGUCUGAAGAAGGGGAGGAUUAUGGGACAUGUCGUCCUGAAGAGCAGCUCCACCAAACUGUAGACAGUCUGAAGACUAAGAUGGAGACAGACAGGUGGAGAGACAGACAGACAGGAGAGAGGAACGGGGCGGAGCUUGUGGAGGCUGCAGAGCAGGUGGGAGGCUCAGUUCACCACCUGGUGGUCGCAGUGAGAACUAACAGAGUCCAACAGGUCCAGCGGACGCCUCUUCUUCCUGCAACGUUUGGGGGCAGAGCCAAAUGACGUUGUGCAGGUGGGGGCAGGGCCUGAGGGGGAACACAGCAGGUAGACCAGAGAAGUGCAAGGCUGCACAGGUGUGACGAUGUUGGAGUAUGACGCAGGGAGACAGCGCCACAUCUGCACCUCAGGCGUCCUUUCUGCUGCAUCCUGAUUAGCUGCAGGGAAACUGGAGGGUGGGGUCUCAGCUGGUUGACGGACACCCGGGACCACCAAUCUGACCGUUUGCGUGCCAUGACUGACUUUAACCACCUGAAGAGACAAGAACAGGUGAGAUGUUUGUCUUUCAGCUGAAACAGCGUGUCAGGUGU